Messenger RNA from Raphanus sativus (radish), 1727 nucleotides. RefSeq names its product autophagy-related protein 18c. Lineage: Eukaryota; Viridiplantae; Streptophyta; Magnoliopsida; Brassicales; Brassicaceae. Bases 223 to 1458 code for a protein of 411 amino acids. The transcript has 5 exons. The record is from RefSeq and is a predicted model, not a curated record. Gene Ontology annotation, cellular component: phagophore assembly site membrane; cytosol; extrinsic component of membrane. Gene Ontology annotation, biological process: protein localization to phagophore assembly site; autophagy of mitochondrion; protein lipidation. Gene Ontology annotation, molecular function: phosphatidylinositol-3-phosphate binding; protein binding; phosphatidylinositol-3,5-bisphosphate binding.
AAACAAACAAACAAACAAACCGGAGGAGAAUUACGCAGGAAGGAAGAAGGAUCAUCAUCAGCAAAAGCUCUGGAGCGUCGUGGCGUUCAUCAUCGAAAGCUUCUGAAGAUUCAAUCUCUAUGUUCAUCGUAGAUCUCUCGUGGCUUUCUAACUUUUCUCUUCGUUCCGUUCUGAAUUGUAGUGGAGUGGUGUAGCAUUUUUCUCAACUGGUCUAAGAAAAAAAUGAGUUACUCAUCAACUGCUUCGAGUCCCCAAAGAAUCCUACAACCAGGUGGUUACGGUGGUAAUGACUCCCGCAGUAGCAGCACUACUAGUUCUUUCGUGCGUCCAGAGUUAGUAGAAUCGAGUGAAACCGAAGAAGCAGAGUUGGUCUCCGUGUCAUGGAACCAGGACUCCAGUUGUUUCGCUGCUGGAACAAGCCAUGGUUUCCGCAUAUACAACAGCGAGCCUUUCAAAGAAACGUUCAGGCGCGACCUGAAGAACGGUGGUUUUAAGAUUGUAGAGAUGCUUUUCCGGAGCAACAUCUUGGCGCUUGUUGGCGGUGGACCUAACUCUCGGUACCCUUCGACCAAAGUACUGAUCUGGGAUGAUCACCAGAGCCGAUGCAUCAGUGAGUUUUCUUUUAGGUCGGAGAUUCGUGCGGUGAAGCUGAGAAGGGAUCGGAUUGUUGUUGUUCUUGAGCAUAAGAUAUAUGUCUACAGUUUCGUUGAUUUAAGACUUCUUCUUCAGAUUGAGACUCAUGCGAAUCCGAGAGGAUUGUGCUGCCUUUCUCAUCACUCGGAUACAUCCGUGCUGGCUUGCCCUGGCUUACUUCGAGGAGAGAUUCGAGUUGAGCAUUUUGGGCUUAACAUGGUGCAAACGAUAAAUGCACAUGACGCUAGUAUUGCGUGUAUGACCUUGACGCUUGAUGGUCUGUUGCUGGCGACUGCCAGUACAAAGGGCACAUUGAUUAGAAUCUUCAACACAAUGGACGGAACUCGUUUGCAAGAGGUAAGAAGAGGAGUGGACAGAGCAGAGAUUUAUAGCAUUGCACUUUCACCAAACGUGCAGUGGCUGGCAGUAUCAAGCGACAAGGGGACUGUUCACAUUUUCUCUCUUAGAGUUAGAGUAGUUGGGGAGGAUUCUCAUCCCACUGAAAUUGCACCUCUCCUUACACAACGAACUGAUUGUAACUCUCUGCAAGGCCUUGUUUCUCCAGCCACUGGUACCAAUCCUGGUUCGUCAUUGUCAUUUAUGAGAGGUGUUCUACCAAAGUAUUUCAGCUCGGAAUGGUCAUUUGCACAGUUCCAUGUAUCAGAAGUCACGCAAUUCUUCGCAGCAUUUGGCAGUCACAACACGGUUGCUAUCACCGGCAUGGAUGGAAGUUUCUACAGAUGCAGCUUUGAUCCUGUGAAUGGAGGAGAGAUGGUGCAGCUAGAAUAUAUCCACUUUCUAAAGACGGAGAACGGACCGAGAUAAGUCAAAUUCGUUGCUUCGACCACUCGUCUAAGCCUCUGUACAUAACCAUGUCUAUGUAAGUAGAUUUGGUGAGACACUGCAAUAAGAUUUGAUUCAUUGAAUAUUUGCUACUUCGAGUGAAAGACCCGCACUAUUGAUUGGGACUAUGUACAUAGCUACAGCUACAUAUCAAGAUUCAUACAUAGCUACAAUGUUUCAGAUAAUCUCAGUGCAAAAUCAGAUGAUGUAAAGUUUAAUACAUAGUUUCUUUAUAAUACAUUAAUCAUGAA